AUGAGGACGAGAUGGAGAGGACGGGAGAACACCCGUUGCCAUGUCCCCCAUCCCCGUGCCCCGAUCCCCCUCCUUCUUGCAUACCGGGUGGGGUCCGGAUCACCGUGGCACCCUUGGAACAUCCUUGAGGCUAAAGUCAGUCGCCUGCAUGGGCUGGAGCUCAGCCUGCCCCUUUCAUCCUAUGCUCGGAUCCUGGGGUGGGGCUCCACCACCAUGAGGCUCCUAUUGUGGUGGUGUCUGGUCAAUAAAGCUCACGGUGGCCCAGCCCAACAUGUCCAUCUUCUUGCCGGUACCAUUGUCUGUGUUCUAUUUCGUCUUCCUUCGUUUCCUUUCUUCAUCAUCGUGCUGUUGCUUGCAAUAAGCCUUGAAGCCAACAAUAGUGUUGACCACUUCCAAUACGAUCCUUCAUCUUCUGUCCUUCUCUUCUUCAACUCGAAGCCUUGA
Messenger RNA from Neurospora tetrasperma FGSC 2508, 444 nucleotides. RefSeq lists its product as uncharacterized. NCBI's taxonomy places the organism in Eukaryota, Fungi, Ascomycota, Sordariomycetes, Sordariales, Sordariaceae. The record is from RefSeq and is a predicted model, not a curated record. Bases 1 to 444 code for a protein of 147 amino acids. The transcript has 2 exons.